AUGCCGAGGACUUCGCACCUACCGGUUGAAUGCUGGCACCAAAUCUUGGAAGAUGCCAUCUUCGUCCCACUAUUCUUCGAUACAAAUCCAUUGGAGAACUAUUCAAUCACCAUAAUCCGGCGCUAUCGUGACGAGACACCAUACUGGGAGUCGGAACGCGUGCGAAACAUUCUGAGACGCGUUUGCUCGUCAUGGAACAUAUUUCUAAAGCAAUAUGAUCAGCGAUAUGUUCAGCUCGGACACGUCCUGCUUGGAAACGCCCCUCCAGAAGCCCUUUCAAAGGCUCUUCGGAUCACGGCGAGAGCGUGCAUGUGCAAACUAUGCAUUAAAGCAGGCGGUUCAUAUUCAUACGUUCAGAAUGAACCACUCUGGUGGAGGAAAAUCGCCGCUGCCGACCUCGCAGUUCAAAUGAACGGACAGACGUCGUGGAGAGUACAGAUACUGGAUAUAAUGAAUCGUUCGUUUGUCGAGCCAAUUGUUCGGAAACCAUUCCGGCUCGCAAACGUCGAGGUUGUCCUCAACUAUGAGGCCCAUCUUCUAAAUGGCGAUCACUUUGGCGUUAUGAGACCUCUCUUUGUCGAGUCUGUCUGGAACGGCAUCUCCGAGAGUGUGGCAAAUGCCAGUUUGAGACAUAUGACGAGUCUGCACUUGUCCACGCCAGACAUGUCUCUAUUCAAAACGGUCUCUUUCCCCAAUUUGCGGCAUGCGAGCUUCUGGACCGGUCCUCUGCUGACAGGACCCGAGUGUGACUCCAUGGUCGAAUGGAUCAAGCUCACAGGCCACAAGCUUGUUACCUUUUUUUGGAUGGGUGAAGUAGCGGAGAAUGAUAGACUCAUGCGGACGAUUCUACGGCUAUGUCCACGGCUCGAGCACGUUCAAUUCCCACGCGGGACCAUAUGGGAACACCCUUCUCAACCCCAUCAACUGAAAUAUCUCCGACUCGACUGCGAGUAUGCCGAAGUGGAGAAUUGUCCACCAUGCUCGAUGUGUACAUACCCACACUCGCCGGAUAUCAUUCAGUUUCAAUAUAUCGUUUCACGACUUGCAAAGGCACAAAUACCAACCCUCAGCUUACCCGAGGAAUGGAGAACCUUGCUCGAUCAAAAGCCACCAUUUGGUAUGGGUAUAGAGGCGGCUGUAUGCUUCAAGUCAUGUGCAGAGUCUCAUGGUCUAACCGUGUUGGACACAUUGGGGUUUACUCUUGAACAGGCUGUCGUUUCUCAACUUGAGAGAUACCUACGAGGCGAUGGCUCGGGGUCUCACUUCCCGUGGAUUGAAUUUUGA
Serendipita indica DSM 11827 is the source of this 1284-nucleotide messenger RNA. The record is from the annotation of a GenBank genome assembly. Lineage: Eukaryota; Fungi; Basidiomycota; Agaricomycetes; Sebacinales; Serendipitaceae.